AUGCGCUUCUUCACCGCCACCUCGUCCCUCUUUGUCUCGGCGCUCGUCGUCGUUUCGGCCGUCAACGGCUCGGUGCUGCCGCGCGAGACCAAGGCGCCCAAGGGAGACAUCCAGGUGAUUGGCAAGGGAAUCUGCCAGCUUGAAAAGGCGCUCGGCGUCACGUCUACCCAGGAGUUUGUCGACACCGCACUCGGCGGAGCGAUCACGGACCUUGACAAGAAGCUGGGCGUCACUGCCGUCGAGGACGCCCUGGGUCUGCUCGACUGCACGCCCGAGGCCAAGCCCAAGAAGUCGGAAAAGGGCAAGAGCGACAUCGAGAUCGUGGCAAAGGGCCUGUGCCUCAUCCAAAAGGGGCUGGGCAUCACUGACCUCGUCGAGCUCGUCGACGAGUCCCUCGGCGGCGUCCUCUCCGAGGUCGAGGAGAAGCUCGGCGUCACCUACUUCGAGGAGCGCAUCGGCCUCGCCGGCUGCUAG
Pseudozyma flocculosa PF-1 is the source of this 474-nucleotide messenger RNA. RefSeq lists its product as uncharacterized. The record is from RefSeq and is a predicted model, not a curated record. The transcript is spliced from 2 exons. NCBI's taxonomy places the organism in Eukaryota, Fungi, Basidiomycota, Ustilaginomycetes, Ustilaginales, Ustilaginaceae. The coding region runs from base 1 to 474 and encodes 157 amino acids.